Fraxinus pennsylvanica is the source of this 1377-nucleotide messenger RNA. Lineage: Eukaryota; Viridiplantae; Streptophyta; Magnoliopsida; Lamiales; Oleaceae. The record is from the annotation of a GenBank genome assembly.
AUGAAGGGAGCCGGGAGCCAGACUUUGAGACUUGGGUUAACCUCUUUUAUGCCUAAUAGUUUCGAUUCUUACCAGUCAAGGACCUAUAAUCUGAAAGCUGCCACCAUGUCGUCGUCACAUCUUCCAGCAACUACAGAUUCACUUGUUCUGGCUACUGAAACAAAAACCCCAUCGGAGGCAAUAUCUAUCCUCUAUCGCAUACUUGACAAUCCCUCAUCAUCCUCUGAGGCCCUAAGGAUAAAAGAACAGGCCAUCUCCAACCUCUCUGAUCUUCUGAGACAAGAGAACAGAGCCGAGGAACUAAAAAAUCUACUGAUCCAGCUCCGGCCCUUCUUCUCAUUGAUACCCAAGGCAAAAACUGCAAAAAUUGUCCGUGGAGUUGUUGACGCAGUAGCCAAAAUACCAGAUACAUCAGAUCUCCAGAUUGCCCUCUGCAAGGAAAUAGUGCAAUGGACCCGUACAGAGAAGCGAACUUUCCUUCGCCAACGAAUUGAGGCAAGACUUGCAGCUCUUUUGAUGGAAAACAAGGAAUAUUCUGAAGCAUUAAAUCUUCUUUCAGGGCUGAUAAAGGAAGUGAGAAGAUUAGAUGAUAAGCUGCUACUUGUCGAUAUAGAUUUGUUGGAGAGCAAGCUCCAUUUUUCUUUGAGAAACCUUCCUAAAGCUAAGGCUGCACUUACUGCUGCAAGAACAGCUGCCAAUGCUAUUUAUGUGCCUCCAGCUCAGCAGGGCAUUAUAGAUUUACAAAGUGGAAUUCUUCACGCAGAAGAGAAGGAUUACAAAACUGCUUAUAGCUAUUUUUAUGAAGCGUUUGAAGCUUUCAAUGCCCUCGAAGAUCCCCAGGCCAUAUAUAGCCUCAAGUACAUGUUGCUCUGCAAAAUUAUGGUUAGCCAAGCUGAUGAUGUUGCAGGAAUAAUAUCUUCCCCCAAGGUGGGCUUGCAAUAUCAGGGCCCAGAACUCGAUGCAAUGAAAGCCAUUGCCGAUGCUCACUCAAAACGCUCGUUGAAGCUUUUUGAGACUGCUCUUCGAAAUUUUAGGGCUCAGCUAGAGGAAGAUCCUAUUGUCCACAGGCACCUUUCUUCCCUUUAUGACACGCUGCUCGAGCAGAACCUUUGCAGGUUGAUUGAACCUUUCUCGAGGGUUGAGAUUGCUCAUAUUGCUGAGCUAAUUGAAUUGCCUGCUGACCAUGUCGAGAAAAAAUUGUCACAAAUGAUCUUGGAUAAGAAGUUUGCAGGAACGUUGGACCAGGGUGCUGGAUGCCUUGUCAUUUUUGAUGAUCCCAAAACUGAUGCUAUAUAUCCAGCUACACUUGAAACCAUCUCGAAUAUGGCCAAGGUUGUGGACAGUCUUUAUGUGAGAUCUGCCAAAAUAAUGGCAUGA